AGUUCAGUUUCGGAUAUCAUCGCGACUAGAAGCGUGCAAAGGUGUUUGGAGUUCUGAAAAAUACAGUGCAACAAUCGCGUUUUUGUUCCGCUUCUGCUGCUACGAACGAAAACAGGCUGUUUAUCAGGCUUGAAACGAAUCCAAUUGAUGGCGGGCCCAUUUUUGUCUCCGAUGCCAGGCGAUCUACUAACGGAAUACAUGUUCGGUAGACGUCGUCAGAGACGAAAUCGCACCACAUUUACACCGCAGCAACUUCAAGAGUUGGAACAAUUGUUCCAAAAAACGCACUACCCGGAUGUGUUUUUGCGCGAAGAAGUCGCCUUACGGAUUAACUUGAGUGAAGCACGAGUUCAGGUUUGGUUCCAAAAUCGUCGAGCGAAAUGGAGGAAACAGGCACGGCUACAAUUAUUGCAAGAUGCGUGGCGAAUGAGGUGUUUGAGUAUGGGGAAUGCACAGCUUAUCAUAGCUUCGGAAUCUCAAACGCCAAACAACAGCACAAGCAACAGCAGCAACAACAAUAAUAACAACAAUAACAACAACGGUGCCAUUAAAACGGUAAUCAACAGCAAUGCUUCUCAGAUUGCAGUGCCCCUGGAAAAUGUUCAAGAAACCUCGUUUAUUCCCCAACCAGCCUUCCAAAAUCGGGAGCGAAGUUCGGAAGCUAAUAGUAGUGCAACGCAUGCAAACCGGCACAAAUCGAACGGUGUCGAGAGUACUAUCGCCAAGGAAUGUGUAGAUAAAAACAGUCUAUCCAGUCAUAAGCCGGAUCAGUUGGCAUUCGAUCAUAAUCAUGUAAUGCACACGGAUAGUAAGAUACAUAAAGGUAGCAACAUUAAGGAGUAUAGAGCAACACGACAACCAUUGCAUUUGGAGAUGAGCCUUUCAAACUCUAGCGACACAUCUAGCAAUUCCGAGGAAAUAGAUCUGACCAGUAACAUAGGUUGUAUAGACUAUUCCAGCUCAAAUACAGGUAAACCUUGAAGUGCGGCCUUUUAAUAUAGUUUUCUAGCAAUCACAUGCCCAAUAGGUGCGACGGCAUCAGGGUUUUGCAAUCACGCCGAGCGUUCACACGGUGAUAUGUGGUGACAAAAGCGAUAUGGUUAUUUACUGCUUCCCUGGUUUCCUCUGUCUUUCAUGGUCUUCGUUUAAACAGAUUGUAUGUGCGCACACAACUAUUCCCUGAAUAUACCUACCCAGAGGUCUUCUACAAACAGAUUUUCAUGCGUAGUUGUUGCCCCCAUGUUUUGGGGACUAAAUUAGUUUCACCCAGGUAGCGGUAUGUUAGCUUCAUCAUAUUAAUAUUUCUGCGUUGAAACAUUAUACGUCAACACAACAUCUUUUCAAUUGAUGAUUGAUGAGGUGGACACCUAUGUAGAAAAAAAUCCUUUUGAUCUGAACGACUCAACUUUGCUUAACAUAGUUGUUGGGCAAUGCAAGGGAAAGUUUAGCCUGUAAAAGGUGAUAAAAUAAAAAUGAUCUUUUUUUUAUUCAUAAGUGACGGCCUGCCCGUAUUGCUAUAAGUAUGAUCUUUGUAAAUGCAAAAAAGAAGGAAAUGAAAUAAAUUAAAUUGCAAUUACUGUA
This is a messenger RNA of Anopheles stephensi (Asian malaria mosquito), 1581 nucleotides long. RefSeq names its product homeobox protein OTX1 B. Gene Ontology annotation, molecular function: RNA polymerase II transcription regulatory region sequence-specific DNA binding; DNA-binding transcription factor activity, RNA polymerase II-specific. The record is from RefSeq and is a predicted model, not a curated record. Gene Ontology annotation, biological process: regulation of transcription by RNA polymerase II. Bases 148 to 981 code for a protein of 277 amino acids. The transcript has 3 exons. Lineage: Eukaryota; Metazoa; Arthropoda; Insecta; Diptera; Culicidae.